Molecule: messenger RNA, 846 nt
Organism: Stegodyphus dumicola
Lineage: Eukaryota; Metazoa; Arthropoda; Arachnida; Araneae; Eresidae
Product: peptidyl-prolyl cis-trans isomerase NIMA-interacting 4
Biological process (GO): rRNA processing
Molecular function (GO): peptidyl-prolyl cis-trans isomerase activity; DNA binding
Source: RefSeq, a predicted model, not a curated record
ACUUACAAAUGGGGGCAAAGAGAAACAACGACCUGUCUCUAAGAAUUUUUUAACUCAGAAUGUGUUUAAUGAAAAAAUGAAAAUGAGAAAUUUACUGAGCGUAUUGUUGACGUAACCUCCUCAUCUUACACGUUUCUUAGAUGUCACGUGACCUCCAUGUAUGGUCGGGGAUUUAGCGCCGACACCUCGUGAAGAUCUUCUGCGAAUAAUGACUUUUAUUUGCGACAACGACAAUCGAAGCGAAAUUUUCUGAGUGUUCAUAGAAAUAUAUCGCAAUGCCGAAAGGCAAAGCGCAAGGAAAGGGAAAAAAUAAUGCUGGAGCUGAAGCAAAAGAAAGUAAUGCACCAAAACAAAGUAAAGGAGGAACUUCUGUUAAGGUGAGGCAUAUCUUGUGUGAAAAGCAAUCAAAAGUUCUUGAAGCUUUAGAAAAGUUAAAAUCUGGUAUGAAGUUUAACGAAGUUGCUGCUCAGUACAGUGAAGAUAAGGCACGACAAGGGGGAGAUCUUGGUUGGAUGGUUAGAGGAAGUAUGGUUGGACCAUUUCAAGAAGCAGCAUUUGCACUACCUGUUAGCAGUUUACAAAAUCCUGUAUAUACUGAUCCACCUGUUAAAACUAAAUUUGGGUAUCAUAUAAUUAUGGUAGAAGGAAAAAAAUAACUUUAAUUAUACUAAUUGUAAAUAAAGAGCUUAUUUUGUAUAAAUUUCUUCUUAAAUUAUUUAAUUGCAAUUCAGUUUUAAUUCAUACUACAGGUUGUUAAAAUUCUUAAAAGUGAGACAAAGAAAAUGUGAUCUCAACUGUAUUUAGGAUGCAAAUUGUGAUCAUGUAUUAAAAAUAAUCUGUUAAUAA